AUAUUUUUCACAAAAAAAUGCAAAAAUUUCCUCAGGACAAAAUUUCUCAAUAAAUAUAGAAUAAAGAUUGGAUAAUUUAUAGGGUGGAUUUUAUAUGCGUGGGAGUCGAUUCUUAUAGUCGUCAUAUUUGAGUGGGCUAGUUAAUUUUCUCUAAUAACAUGAGUUAAAAUGUAUUUUAUAGACUAUUGAAAAAUGUAAACAUAUACACACGCACACACACACAUAUGCACAAAUCAAGAAACCCUGUUUAAGUGAUUUUAUAAAAUCAUAUUUACCAAUAUCUUAAUGGAAAUUAUUUUACAGGGAUUUACAUACGUAUAUAUAUGUAUAUUCUUGUAACUUGAUUGUUCUUAUUUUCUUUACACAAAAUCAACUUAUAUGUUAUUAUUGAAUGCUUAUUAAUCCAUUAGUCAAUUAUCAGUAUUAUUAUUAUUCUCUUAUAAUCUAUGCUAUUAAACAAUUUAAUUAUUUAAUUAUUAAACAAUUAAUUAAUUAUUGGAACAAAUUGACUUCUAAUAUUGAAUUCAAACAAAUUAUUGAAUUGUUCAAUAAUAUUCAAUUUCAUUUGUCAUGGACAAAACGUAAUAUUUCAAUGGAUCGUUUAAAUUCAUCUAUGAAAUAUAUACGCGUAAAUUUUGAAAAUUUAUCAUUGAAAUCAACUGAAAGUGCUUACAUCAAAUGUGAUCAAAUGAUUUCUUAUAAUAAUAAUAAUAACAUUGAAAAGGUUGAAAUUAUGAAAAUUUUAAAAAACCCUUUAACACAUAAUAUUACUGAUUAUUAUAUAGAAGCAACUAAAAAGAAACAUUAUCUAUUAUUAAAUAAAACUAUACAAAUUCUAAUUAUAAUAAUCUUAUUUAAUUAUUCAAUAGUUUACGUGAAUAAUAAUCUUUGCAUAGAUGCUAUGCAUUUACAUAAUACUAUUUUAUCACCAUUAACGGAAACGUCAACAGAUUCAGAGACAAUAUUAGAAUCAGAUUCAUCUACAUUACCUACAUAUUUAAUUGAUUCACCCGUAGUCAAAUUAAUUAAAACUCCAAAAACUACACAACGAUCUUAUUUAGAUAAUGGAUUACAAUUAGAAAAUAAAGUAAUGCAAAGAAUAUCAUCAAUAUUUCAAGAUAAAAAGGCUAUACAAGAUUUGUUGACAGAAAUGAAUGCAUACUAUUUAACUUAUGGGAGACCAAGGUUAGUUUUAAAAUAUGAUUCAAUUAUUGUAUAA
Messenger RNA from Schistosoma guineensis, 1219 nucleotides. NCBI's taxonomy places the organism in Eukaryota, Metazoa, Platyhelminthes, Trematoda, Strigeidida, Schistosomatidae. The record is from the annotation of a GenBank genome assembly.